Messenger RNA from Homo sapiens (human), 3943 nucleotides. It is a transcript of the gene NRG2, whose product is annotated as neuregulin 2. Gene Ontology annotation, cellular component: extracellular region; plasma membrane. Bases 231 to 2807 code for a protein of 858 amino acids. Gene Ontology annotation, biological process: nervous system development; signal transduction. The record is from RefSeq and is marked reviewed. Gene Ontology annotation, molecular function: signaling receptor binding. NCBI's taxonomy places the organism in Eukaryota, Metazoa, Chordata, Mammalia, Primates, Hominidae. The transcript has 11 exons.
AUCCUCCUCCAGGUCCUGGCGCACAGGGUGGGAGCGCUGCGCUGCGCCGCGCUGCGCAUCGCGGCCCGCUUGCCGCCUGCCCCCUGCCCUAGCUGGGCCACCUCCCCGGGCUGCCGGUGGAGGGCUAAGAGGCGCUAACGUUACGCUGUUUCCGGUUUUCCAGCGGGCUCUGUUUCCCCUCCCAAGGCGGCGGCGGCUGAGCGGCGGAGCCCCCCAAAUGGCCUGGCCAGAUGCGGCAGGUUUGCUGCUCAGCGCUGCCGCCGCCGCCACUGGAGAAGGGUCGGUGCAGCAGCUACAGCGACAGCAGCAGCAGCAGCAGCGAGAGGAGCAGCAGCAGCAGCAGCAGCAGCAGCGAGAGCGGCAGCAGCAGCAGGAGCAGCAGCAACAACAGCAGCAUCUCUCGUCCCGCUGCGCCCCCAGAGCCGCGGCCGCAGCAACAGCCGCAGCCCCGCAGCCCCGCAGCCCGGAGAGCCGCCGCCCGUUCGCGAGCCGCAGCCGCCGGCGGCAUGAGGCGCGACCCGGCCCCCGGCUUCUCCAUGCUGCUCUUCGGUGUGUCGCUCGCCUGCUACUCGCCCAGCCUCAAGUCAGUGCAGGACCAGGCGUACAAGGCACCCGUGGUGGUGGAGGGCAAGGUACAGGGGCUGGUCCCAGCCGGCGGCUCCAGCUCCAACAGCACCCGAGAGCCGCCCGCCUCGGGUCGGGUGGCGUUGGUAAAGGUGCUGGACAAGUGGCCGCUCCGGAGCGGGGGGCUGCAGCGCGAGCAGGUGAUCAGCGUGGGCUCCUGUGUGCCGCUCGAAAGGAACCAGCGCUACAUCUUUUUCCUGGAGCCCACGGAACAGCCCUUAGUCUUUAAGACGGCCUUUGCCCCCCUCGAUACCAACGGCAAAAAUCUCAAGAAAGAGGUGGGCAAGAUCCUGUGCACUGACUGCGCCACCCGGCCCAAGUUGAAGAAGAUGAAGAGCCAGACGGGACAGGUGGGUGAGAAGCAAUCGCUGAAGUGUGAGGCAGCAGCCGGUAAUCCCCAGCCUUCCUACCGUUGGUUCAAGGAUGGCAAGGAGCUCAACCGCAGCCGAGACAUUCGCAUCAAAUAUGGCAACGGCAGAAAGAACUCACGACUACAGUUCAACAAGGUGAAGGUGGAGGACGCUGGGGAGUAUGUCUGCGAGGCCGAGAACAUCCUGGGGAAGGACACCGUCCGGGGCCGGCUUUACGUCAACAGCGUGAGCACCACCCUGUCAUCCUGGUCGGGGCACGCCCGGAAGUGCAACGAGACAGCCAAGUCCUAUUGCGUCAAUGGAGGCGUCUGCUACUACAUCGAGGGCAUCAACCAGCUCUCCUGCAAAUGUCCAAAUGGAUUCUUCGGACAGAGAUGUUUGGAGAAACUGCCUUUGCGAUUGUACAUGCCAGAUCCUAAGCAAAAGCACCUUGGAUUUGAAUUAAAGGAAGCCGAGGAGCUGUACCAGAAGAGGGUCCUGACCAUCACGGGCAUCUGCGUGGCUCUGCUGGUCGUGGGCAUCGUCUGUGUGGUGGCCUACUGCAAGACCAAAAAACAGCGGAAGCAGAUGCACAACCACCUCCGGCAGAACAUGUGCCCGGCCCAUCAGAACCGGAGCUUGGCCAAUGGGCCCAGCCACCCCCGGCUGGACCCAGAGGAGAUCCAGAUGGCAGAUUAUAUUUCCAAGAACGUGCCAGCCACAGACCAUGUCAUCAGGAGAGAAACUGAGACCACCUUCUCUGGGAGCCACUCCUGUUCUCCUUCUCACCACUGCUCCACAGCCACACCCACCUCCAGCCACAGACACGAGAGCCACACGUGGAGCCUGGAACGUUCUGAGAGCCUGACUUCUGACUCCCAGUCGGGGAUCAUGCUAUCAUCAGUGGGUACCAGCAAAUGCAACAGCCCAGCAUGUGUGGAGGCCCGGGCAAGGCGGGCAGCAGCCUACAACCUGGAGGAGCGGCGCAGGGCCACCGCGCCACCCUAUCACGAUUCCGUGGACUCCCUUCGCGACUCCCCACACAGCGAGAGGUACGUGUCGGCCCUGACCACGCCCGCGCGCCUCUCGCCCGUGGACUUCCACUACUCGCUGGCCACGCAGGUGCCAACUUUCGAGAUCACGUCCCCCAACUCGGCGCACGCCGUGUCGCUGCCGCCGGCGGCGCCCAUCAGUUACCGCCUGGCCGAGCAGCAGCCGUUACUGCGGCACCCGGCGCCCCCCGGCCCGGGACCCGGACCCGGGCCCGGGCCCGGGCCCGGCGCAGACAUGCAGCGCAGCUAUGACAGCUACUAUUACCCCGCGGCGGGGCCCGGACCGCGGCGCGGGACCUGCGCGCUCGGCGGCAGCCUGGGCAGCCUGCCUGCCAGCCCCUUCCGCAUCCCCGAGGACGACGAGUACGAGACCACGCAGGAGUGCGCGCCCCCGCCGCCGCCGCGGCCGCGCGCGCGCGGUGCGUCCCGCAGGACGUCGGCGGGGCCCCGGCGCUGGCGCCGCUCGCGCCUCAACGGGCUGGCGGCGCAGCGCGCACGGGCGGCGAGGGACUCGCUGUCGCUGAGCAGCGGCUCGGGCGGCGGCUCAGCCUCGGCGUCGGACGACGACGCGGACGACGCGGACGGGGCGCUGGCGGCCGAGAGCACACCUUUCCUGGGCCUGCGUGGGGCGCACGACGCGCUGCGCUCGGACUCGCCGCCACUGUGCCCGGCGGCCGACAGCAGGACUUACUACUCACUGGACAGCCACAGCACGCGGGCCAGCAGCAGACACAGCCGCGGGCCGCCCCCGCGGGCCAAGCAGGACUCGGCGCCACUCUAGGGCCCCGCCGCGCGCCCCUCCGCCCCGCCCGCCCCACUAUCUUUAAGGAGACCAGAGACCGCCUACUGGAGAGAAAGGAGGAAAAAAGAAAUAAAAAUAUUUUUAUUUUCUAUAAAAGGAAAAAAGUAUAACAAAAUGUUUUAUUUUCAUUUUAGCAAAAAUUGUCUUAUAAUACUAGCUAACGGCAAAGGCGUUUUUAUAGGGAAACUAUUUAUAUGUAACAUCCUGAUUUACAGCUUCGGAAAAAAAAAAGAAACAACAAAAAAAAAAGAGAGAUGGGCCAAUUUUUUGACUCUUUAAUAGAAACCUAUUUUGUGGUGCCUUUUGCUGUAUGCUCAUCUGGGGCUCCGGGGGACAGGUCUGGGUUGUGGGGUGCUGAGAGUGACAGCUGGGAGAGAAGAGGUGCGGGUUCUGUUGGGGGCGAGGGUGGGGGGCGGUGGGGGGUUGGCCCUAAGGAAGAACUGAGGACGGAAGUAGCUUUGCUCCCAGGCAAGAGCUGAAGUUCCCGACCCCUGGGAGGAGAGGGCCAGGACCCUAGGCUUGGAGCUGGAGCUGGGGUAACUUCCAGGGGGAGAUAAAGACACAGCUACCCGAAUGGGGAAGCCCUGGCUACUCACAGCUGUUAAAGGAGGGGGGGCAGAGAAACGUUUCCCCAAGAGCCUGAGCCCAGGGAGGUGGCAGCUCUGCCAGGGGCCCAAUGUUGGCGGCUCCUGUCCCCCACAGCCUCCAGGACGCCCCUCCGUCCUCUGCAGCACCUUCGUUUACAGGUCGUCUUUUCUAUUUUACACCUGCAUGUCCUUUGCAUUUCAGAUUCUUUAGAUUGGAUGCAUGGUCACGCUGGGACCGAGAAGAGCCACUCGACAGUGUAUUCCCCUUUUAGCAAUAAAGUAACACCAUUUCCUUCUCACAGGCUGCCUCCUAGCCCCCAACCCACCUAUGACAUCCACUCGUCUCCAGUCCUGCCCUCCCACCCCCAAAAACUGGGUCCACUGCUAAUUUGUCAAAAAGGUAAUUGUUUAAAAAAAAAAAAAAUCCCAAACAGAAACAGAUGGGAAUCCUGUCCUGAAAUGUCUGAACACCUGACUGUUGACACUUGAACAUUUUUAUAUUAUAAAUAAAAUCAGAAAUAACUCCUG